Magnusiomyces paraingens is the source of this 795-nucleotide messenger RNA. RefSeq lists its product as uncharacterized. Gene Ontology annotation, cellular component: COG complex. Gene Ontology annotation, biological process: retrograde vesicle-mediated transport, Golgi to endoplasmic reticulum; intracellular protein transport; Golgi organization. The record is from RefSeq and is a predicted model, not a curated record. Bases 1 to 795 code for a protein of 264 amino acids. NCBI's taxonomy places the organism in Eukaryota, Fungi, Ascomycota, Dipodascomycetes, Dipodascales, Dipodascaceae. The transcript has a single exon.
AUGACUACAGAAACACUUUCCACAGACGAAAUUCUCAAAAAAUUCUCAGAUCCUGAUCUUGCUGCCCAUGCAUAUCUUGAUCUUUCUUUUCAAAAAUAUAACCCUAUGACUCAGCAGGCUGAGCUGCACUCGCAAAGCUCUCAGCUGCUGUCUCAACUAGACCAUGCCACCGAAGAGCUGACUUGGAACCUCGAGACUAUAAUGAACGAACUUAAAAAGUCUGGCCCACGGUUGACGUACCAAAUUGAACUUCUUCGAACAGGAGUCUCGGGAUUGGUCUCUGACAUAGAGGAGAUUGCAUCUCCUCAGAUAGAAACGAUAAAAAAGACACGAGAAGUUGAUACAGAGCAAGACCAAACUGUUGCCCGGCUGCAACAACUUGAAACAGUACGCAAAAAAAUGUGUCAAGUGGAGACAGUAUUAAAAGAAGCAAGGGAAUUUGACGAGGAGGUUUUAACCAAAGAAGUCUCUCGUCUAAUUGAUGAGGGUGAUAUGGAGUCUGCAUUACAAAAAGUGGAGCAUGCUGCAGAGCUAAUUCAAGUGUGGAAAGGAACUAGCAUUUACACAGGACGGGCGAAAUUUGUUGCUCAACUGCGAAAAAAAAUUGAGACUGCCCUUGGACAAAAAGAUAGUACAAACUUAUCGCGGCAACAGAAGAAUGAUAGGCCUAGCAGAUCUUCUAAUUCACCUGCAGUUUCACGGCCAGGUACACCCUCGGGAUCAAAGAAAUCAAAUGAAAACGAAGGCUCUUAUUAUGGCUUGCUUGGGCAACUGCAAAGAAAGAUUGGCUAUUAG